AUGACAUCCGUUGCUAAAGCCGAGUUUGACUCGGCAUUCUUUGAAGUGAAAUCCACCUAUAUCAGGCUGCUUGCUAGUGAUAGCAGCGCCAGACCAUCGAUACCUGAGACGAGAGUGACCAAAGACGGCCUUGUGUCCAAGGUCGCACUGGACGGAGAUCCAGAGUGUGACAGACGAAAGAGAAAGUGGAAGCAGAAGAUUGGACGCUGCUUGGGUGAGCAGUAUCUCGCGCUCGAGAUUACGGGCUCGCGCACGACGAGACAGUACCAGCUCGUCGAUUUCCCUGACAACUAUGUAUUCUACGUCAAGCAGAGGGCGAAGAAUCCGAAGAGCUGGGAUGCCCAUCUUCGAGGGGGAGGACACGAUUGGCCUUCUCCACAGCAGUUUGUACGCCAUGCAGCCUGGAUUAUGGCGGGUAUGCCUCCAGAAAAGUGUGCAUGCAACCAGUGCAAUCGCAACGUGCCGCAGCGAUAUCUCAACGAGUUGUUGAAGAGGAGAAAGGACAAGCUGAGGCGAAAGAUAUUAAAGUGCAAGAGGAACGAUAGACCGAUCGAGAGGCGGUUGAAUGCUGUAGAUAAUAAAGCGUUUCUGAGGAUAUCUAUUCCUCUAUGA
Messenger RNA from Serendipita indica DSM 11827, 612 nucleotides. The record is from the annotation of a GenBank genome assembly. Lineage: Eukaryota; Fungi; Basidiomycota; Agaricomycetes; Sebacinales; Serendipitaceae.